Molecule: messenger RNA, 672 nt
Organism: Cylindrotheca closterium
Lineage: Eukaryota; Bacillariophyta; Bacillariophyceae; Bacillariales; Bacillariaceae
Source: the annotation of a GenBank genome assembly
AUGUACUACAAUAGCGUUCAACCUUCUGGAUACCGUGACUCUACACUGCUUCGGUCGAGACGAUCAUCUCGAUAUUUGUCGUCAGGAUUACAUUCCACCGCAACACUGGUUGGUCGAAGGAAGAAGAAAGUUGCCAUAGAAGAAUCAGUAUCAGUACCCAGCACUCCUGAAGCCCCAACGGUUUCAUUUGACGACCUGUCUCCUGUUGGCAAAGUCAUUGCUGGAACCACUCAAAUCGCCGUUACGACCGCUAUGGACUUUGUGUCUGGCUUUCUCUCAGGCUACGUACUCGGAACAAUAGUCGGUGUCCCUAUGCUUUUGAUUAAACCAUUAGAUUCUGGUGUUCCAAGGGUCUUCAUGACGGAAGUGAAAGGGCGAUUGGGUCGCAUGAAUGCCAAGUCAAUGAGGUGGGGAACCGGUUGGGGUGGGAUGUCAGCUGCUUUUGGUGGGUUCAAGACUAGUGUACUAGUUCUACGGAAUGGAAAGCAUGAUUCUUGGAAUGAGGUAUUCUCGAGUGCUGCCGCUGGUGCGUGGUUUGCUCGAAAAGAGGGACCACAAGCAAUGUUGAAGGGUGCUAUCCUGUAUGGGGGUAUGAUAUACGUUUUCUCUGGCGCUGGCAGGCGAGGGACUCUUCCACCAGAGGAAUAUACAGAGGCGCCUGUCGAGUUCUAA